GUUGAAGAUUUAGUAAUUCACACCAGUGAGAACUGAGAGAAGAAGAUGAACAACCGAAAAUGAAAUCACCAAAACCUCCGAAUCUCUCUGAUAAAUCUCUUAAACCCAAUUUCUUCUACGGCCACCGUAAGCCGUCACAGAACCGCCCAAUCGUCUACGGUGGUCUCUUCUCCAACCGCCAGUCUCUAACCAGAGACUCACCCCAACCACAAUCCAACGCCGUCGCUCACCGAACACCUUUCGAUCUCCGCAAAUGGGAUCCAGAAAUCCAUCUCCCAUUAGAAAGAUCUUCCUCUUCACCUUCGUCGUCUUCCACGGUGAUCUCCGCCGCCUCCGAACGUCUAUCUCCAAUCGCGAGAUUCGUCCUCGACGCAUUCCGCAAGAAUCGUAACCAUUGGGGUCCCUCAGUGGUCUCGGAGCUAAACAAACUCCGCCGUGUAAUGCCGAGUAUCGUCGCCGAGGUUUUGAAAUUAGGUAACGAUGCUGCAGUUGCGGCUAAGUUCUUUCAUUGGGCUGGUAAACAAAAAGGGUAUAAACACGAUUUCGCUGCUUACAAUGCUUUUGCUUAUUGCCUUAAUCGAAACGGACAUUUUCGUGCUGCGGAUCAAUUGCCUGAGCUAAUGGAUUCUCAGGGGAGGCCACCGUCGGAGAAACAAUUUGAGAUUUUGAUUAGAAUGCACGCCGAUAAUAGAAGAGGUUUAAGGGUUUAUUACGUUUACGAGAAGAUGAAGAAGUUUGGGUUUAAGCCUAGGGUGUUCUUGUAUAAUAGGAUAAUGGAUGCUUUGGUGAAAAAUGGUUACUUUGAUUUAGCUUUGGCUGUUUAUGAGGAUUUUAAAGAAGAUGGGUUGGUGGAGGAGAGUACUACUUUCAUGAUCUUGGUUAAAGGGUUGUGUAAAGCAGGUAGAAUCGAAGAAAUGCUCGAGAUUUUGCAGAGAAUGAGAGAUAAUUUGUGUAAGCCUGAUGUUUUUGCUUACACAGCAAUGAUCAAGACUUUGGUUUCUGAAGGGAACUUGGAUGCAAGUUUGCGAGUUUGGGAUGAGAUGAAUCGCGAUGAGAUAAAACCGGAUGUGAUGGCGUAUGGAACACUUGUUGUGGGUCUGUGUAGAGACGGUAGAGUUGAAAGAGGCUAUGAAUUGUUUAUGGAGAUGAAGGGAAAGCAGAUUUUGAUUGAUAGGGAGAUCUACAGGGUUUUAAUUGAAGGGUUUGUUGCGGAUGGGAAGGUUAGAUCUGCUUGCGAUCUGUGGAAGGAUCUGGUGGAUUCUGGGUACAUAGCUGACCUAGGGAUAUACAAUGCAGUUAUUAAAGGGUUAUGUAGUGUGAACCAGGUUGAUAAAGCAUAUAAGCUCUUCCAAGUUGCAAUUGAGGAAGAACUAGAACCAGAUUUUGAGACUCUAAGUCCCAUUAUGGUUGCAUAUGUGGUGAUGAAUAGACUAAGUGAUUUCUCCAAUUUGCUAGAACGAAUUGGAGAAUUAGGAUACCCUGUCACAGAUUACCUUACACAAUUUUUUAAAUUGUUGUGUGCUGACGAAGAAAAGAGAAUGAUGGCUUUAGAUGUCUUUGAUAUACUAAAGACUAAAGGUCAUGGCAGUGUCUCUGUGUACAACAUUCUUAUGGAGGUUCUUUACAAGAUGGGUGAUAUCCAAAAGUCCUUGUCACUGUUCUAUGAAAUGAAGGAAUUUGGGUUUGAACCAGAUUCAUCAUCUUACAGUAUUGCACUUUGCUGCUUUGUUGAGAAAGGGGAUGUCCAAGAGGCUUGUUCAUGUCAUGAAAAAAUCAUUGAGAUGUCGUGUGUUCCUUCCAUAGUUGCUUAUCUGUCUCUUACUAAAGGUCUCUGCCAAAUUGGAGAAAUUGAUGCGGUGAUGUUAUUAGUCCGUGAAUGUCUCGGAAACGUUGAAAGUGGUCCUAUGGAAUUUAAGUAUGCUCUUACGGUUUGUCAUGUAUGCAAAGGUAGUAAUGCCGAGAAGGUUAUGAAGGUAGUAGACGAGAUGAACCAGGAAGGUGUCUCUAUCAAUGAAGUUAUACACUGUGCGAUUAUCUCUGGUAUGUCUAAGCAUGGAACAAUAAAAGCAGCAAGAGAAGUCUUUGCAGAGCUGAAAAAGCGCAAAGUCAUGACAGAGGCUGAUAUGGUAGUCUAUGAUGAAAUGUUAAUUGAGCAGACAAAGAAGAAGACAGCUGACUUGGUGCUUUCAGGGAUCAAGUUUUUUGGUCUUGAAUCAAAACUAAGAGCAAAGGGUUGCAAACUACUCGAUAAGUAAAGUUUGGAACUGCUAAAUCAUUUAGCUGCACAGCUGACUAAGAGAAGGUGCUUUUGUCCAAACAACUGCAUAUAUACCUUGAUGCAUGACGAUAAGCUCGUUUGGGCGUUGGUAUUAGUCUGAGUUCAAUGUUUCCUGGGUAUGGUUUUUCAACCCAACCAUGCAAGUUUCGGAGCUCUUCCCAUGGAUAAAUCAAGACCCGGAAUUGUUUUUUGGGCUCAUUCUUCUGGUAGCUGAAGCUUGGAAGUGAGUAAAUCUUUGGAUUCAAG
Messenger RNA from Arabidopsis arenosa, 2524 nucleotides. Lineage: Eukaryota; Viridiplantae; Streptophyta; Magnoliopsida; Brassicales; Brassicaceae. The record is from the annotation of a GenBank genome assembly.